AUGCCAAAACCUAGAAGCUUCUUUUUCUUCAAACCAUCACCUCCCAAAUCACCACCACAAUUGCCACCUUCUUCACCUCACAACAAAACCUUCUCCGAUGCAAUAGUUGAUGAAAAUAUUGAAACCGCUCACUCUCUCAUAACGAAAUGGAACUCUAUUUCCCCAUCUUCUAACUAUUCACUUUUCACAAACUCUCCUCAAGAAGCCAAACAGUAUCUUAACGCUGUUACGAGGUUACAAUACGCUAUGAUGUACCUCAUCGCACGUGAUUCCACCUCUCAGAAACUCAUCAAAGCACAGUCGUUAAUGAAACUCGCCAUGAAGAAACUUGAAACAGAAUUUUACCGAAUAUUAGCACAAAACAGAAACCGUUACGGCUCGAAAUCACUCUCAGUUGAAUCCACGGUCGAUGGCCGGAGAAGUUUCUCCGAAAUCGACGAUGAAGUCUCUGACGAAGAGUCAUCCCUAACUGUCAAAUCGGAUUUGAAAGCUAUUGCAGAAUGUAUGAUCUUCACCGGUUACAGUAAAGAGUGUGCAAAUGUUUACGUAAUUGUGAGAAAAUCGAUAAUGGAUGAAGCUUUAUACAAUCUUGGAGUUGAGAAGCUAAGUUUCUCUCAGGUUCAGAAAAUGGAUUGGGAAUUGCUGGAAUGGAAGAUCAAGUGUUGGUUGAACGCAAUUAAAGUUGCCGUUAAUACUCUUUUUCCCGGCGAGAGAAUACUCUGCAAUUACAUAUUUGAUAUGCCGGAGAGGAAUAUUGCAUAUUCGUGUUUCACUGAGAUUUGUAAAGAAGGCGCUAUGAUGUUGUUUGGAUUCCCGGAAAACGUUGCGAAGUGUAAGAACACACCGGAGAAAAUGUUCAGAAUACUGGAUUUGUAUGAAGCAAUCUCCGAUAACAGGCAACAAAUUGAAUCACUAUUUACAUCGGAGGCAUCUUCGCCAAUUUGGGCUCAGGUGAUCGCUUCAGAGUUGAGACUCGGUGAAUCCGUUAGAACAAUGCUAUCGGAUUUUGAAUCGGCGAUUCAGAAGGAAACUUCAAAGAUUCCGGUUCCAGGCGGAGGGAUUCAUCCUCUCACGCGCUAUGCCAUGAACUACAUUUCGCUUCUCAACGAUUACAGCGACGCGCUCUCUGAUAUAUUCUCCGAUUGGCCACAAACACCGUUACCGGAAUCUUACUACAAAAGUCCAUCUCACGACGAGGAUAAUCCGCCGUCGGAGAUAUCAAAACGUCUCUCAUGGUUGAUUCUCUCGGUUCUCUGCAAACUCGACGGAAAAUCGGAACUAUACAAAGACAUUGCACUUUCUUACCUUUUUCUUGCGAAUAACAUGCAAUACGUCGUCGUUAAAGUGCGUAACUCAAAUCUAGGGUUUAUUCUCGGCGAGGAUUGGUUAAUCAAGCAUGAGUUGAAGGUGAAGGAGUAUGUUUCGAAAUACGAGCGCAUGGCGUGGAGCAAAGUCCUAUCGUCGAUUCCGGAAAAUCCAAUGGCGGAGAAUGCGAGUGUUAUUUUCCAGAAUUUCAACGCCGCAUUCAAAGAAGCGUGCAGAACACAGUGUUUGUGGGUCGUACCCGACCCGACAUUGCGAGACGAAUUAAAAGCGUCAGUAGAGUUGAAUGUUGUUUAUAAGUAUAGGGAAUUUUACAUGAAAUAUCGGGUCGGGUUGGAUUCGGUGAUUAGAUAUUCGCCCGAAGAUUUGAGGGACUAUCUUUCGGAAAUUUUGUGUGGUAGCGUUUUGUCGCAUUCUGCUGACCACUUCAAAGUUUGGUGA
Lathyrus sativus (Indian pea) is the source of this 1764-nucleotide messenger RNA. The record is from the annotation of a GenBank genome assembly. NCBI's taxonomy places the organism in Eukaryota, Viridiplantae, Streptophyta, Magnoliopsida, Fabales, Fabaceae.